CCUUGAUGUAUAUAAUAUAAACUGAAAUUGAAUUUUGUGCAGCCAUAAGUCCUGAUUUCCUAUCAUCAAUAUGAUGGAAUUUUUUUCAGCUAACAAUUUUCCUUUUCCUUUAAGUUUGUGAAUUCUAUCCAUCAAUGGAUACACAUAAGAGAAGGAAGAACGUCAUGGAAACCAGCAUUAACGAAUCCAAGGAGCUUUUGACAGCUACUAAAAUUAGAUAUUGGAGGUUUUGUUCAAUUAGAUGCUAGGUUUUGACAAGUCCCCAUGAGAUGUAAUGGCAAAAGAGAAUUGAUAGGCACACAGUUUCUUCUUGUUAUCAUGCUAUAUAAAAAACAUGUCUCAGUUGUGGUGGUUUGGUUUGGUUUUUGUUGUUUUCCAUUGUAAGAAUGCUAUUGAUUCCUCUUUAUUCAAGAAAUGGUUGCAUAACUUGCAAAGUGAGAUUGGGAUUCUAGCUGAUGGCACCUUGGCUCUGAGACAAGUUCUAAUUCAGGUUCCAGGUAUUGUAUUUGCAAGAGGACCUGCUGUGACUGUGUUGAUACUUUUGGAAUCAGAUGGUGAAACUUAUGCUGUCCUUACUGAACAGGCAAGGGUUCCUACUGGAAGAAUUAUUUUGGAAUUGCCUGCUGGAAUGUUGGAUGAUGACAAGGGUGAUUUCGUUGGCACUACAGUUCGUUGAAGAGGAGACUGGCAUAAAGUUCUUGAAGAGAUGGUUGAUCUCACUGCUUUCUUGGAUUCUUCAACAGGAUGCAGAUUUUUUCCCUCAUCGACAGUAGACUAUAAGAGACCAACCUAUGAAGAAGUUAUGAGAACCUCCAAGCCUUACUUCCAAGGGAGUGCAAUAUCUGCCAAGUGCAAAUCGGCGAAAUGGUGAACUUUAUGGAUUCAAAAUGUAGUUCAAUCCAUUUUUUUCACUAAUUUUCACUUACUAUGAGUUUGGAAUACCACUGCCACUAUUUGUAAAUGGAUGCUAGGUAGAAGCUGCUCAUUAGGUGCCUACUACUUUUUGUAAUAAUAAAGAUAAAUAGAUGUGCAAGGUGUUUGGAAUUUUUAUUCCUAUUAGCAUAAUAAUGCUGAUGAAUUUUUAUAGUAGAAUGUGAACUUGGUUUAAUUUGAAAUUAUUAAUACAUGCAUAAAUUAGAUUAUUUCUUAUAAUAUUUUUAUAUAUAUCGUUUUUGUUGGUUCAAUUUGUUCUUGAUAUUUUGCU
Arachis duranensis is the source of this 1204-nucleotide messenger RNA. Its product is annotated as nudix hydrolase 14, chloroplastic. Bases 335 to 676 code for a protein of 113 amino acids. Gene Ontology annotation, biological process: nucleoside phosphate metabolic process; ribose phosphate metabolic process. Gene Ontology annotation, molecular function: ADP-glucose pyrophosphatase activity; ADP-ribose pyrophosphatase activity. The transcript has 5 exons. The record is from RefSeq and is a predicted model, not a curated record. NCBI's taxonomy places the organism in Eukaryota, Viridiplantae, Streptophyta, Magnoliopsida, Fabales, Fabaceae.